Anopheles coluzzii is the source of this 1694-nucleotide messenger RNA. Its product is annotated as sulfotransferase 1B1-like. The transcript has 2 exons. Gene Ontology annotation, cellular component: cytoplasm. The coding region runs from base 7 to 1272 and encodes 421 amino acids. Gene Ontology annotation, molecular function: sulfotransferase activity. NCBI's taxonomy places the organism in Eukaryota, Metazoa, Arthropoda, Insecta, Diptera, Culicidae. Gene Ontology annotation, biological process: sulfation. The record is from RefSeq and is a predicted model, not a curated record.
AAAUAAAUGGCACUCAAUCUGGCAGCACUGGUCGCUACAGCGACAUGCCACCCUCAACCCCGUAACUGGAAUCGCUCGCACCCAUACAACGAUCAUGCCGCUGAAGGUUGUGAUACGAAAGCAGUAGAUAGAGAGAACGCGUUAAAAACAAGACCCUUCCCCGUUUGCUCGCCAUUCGACCGCGUAUUGUCCACGAUGACGUUCGAGUACAUCGACAUCGAAGAUCCCGUCUUUAAGGCUACCAGUAGCGAACGUAAUGAGGAAGACUACGUGCUCGUGCGCUGCAACGACUACGCCAACGUACCGAUCAACCUACCCAACUGGACGCCGGACCCGGUCUGUCUGUCGCGGCGCUUCGAGCAGAUAGGACAAACGAUCAAGGACAUGGAAGUGCGACCGGAUGACGUGUGGAUCGUAACGUACCCCAAGAGCGGCACCACCUGGACUCAGGAAUUGAUCUGGCUCGUCUGCAACGGGCUCGACUUUCAGCAGGCAAAGGACGUCCCGCUUGAUGCACGCUUUCCCUUCAUUGAGCAAGUCUACCUCCACCGACACGAUCCCUCCGCCGAAGCAUUUCAAUCGAUCGACCUCCUCUUCCACAGCCUCUCCGGACUGCGCAACCUUCCGGAACCGUUCAAUCCGUUGCGCGAUGCACUCGCAAUGUCCUCGCCGCGCUUCAUCAAAACACACCUGCCGCCAGCCUUCCUACCGAACGCACUGUGGACCGUUCGCCCCAAGCUUGUGUACGUGCGCCGGAAUCCCAAAUCGGUUGCCGUCUCCUACUACCACCAUUCCGUCUCCCUGCACUGCUACCGGGGUACGCUGGACCAGUUCGUGCGCUCGAUGAUGAACGAGCUGGUGUACUAUUCACCGUACCACAAGCAUCUGAUCGAGUACAGUGAGCUGCGCUACCCGAACAUGCUGUCGCUGUGCUUCGAGGACAUGAAGCGUGAUCUGCCCGGUGCCAUUCGGCAGGUUUGCCGCUUUUUCGACAAAUCGUACACGGAGGAGCAGCUGGCAGCGCUCGCCCACCAUCUCGACUUUGGCCAGAUGCGUCAAAAUACGGCCGUCAAUCGCAGACAGUGGGUCGAGUACAAUCUCCAGCAAACGAACCGGCCGGACCGGGUGAACGACAACGACAUGCAGUUCAUCCGGCGCGGUGAGACGGACGGCUGGAAGCGGGAGCUGUCGGGCGAGUUGAUCGAGGCGCUCGAUCGCUGGACGUUGGACAGAGUCCCCAAGGAUAGCAAAUAUGCGGCCCUGUUUCAAUGACUUUGAAGGGAUAAAAAUAUGUAAAAAACUAAUUCUAAAUUAUAAUUGGUCAAUCAUUGUAAAUAAAUCACCUUAAACUUAAAAAUUCCACAAAAAAGGCCUAUUACAUGUCUGAUGACUUAUCAAACACACGCGCUGCAUCGCACAUAGACCGUAACCACUUUACUUCCGUAUUGAUAAGAACCGGUCACCGCUGAUGCAACGCCCAUGCACUUGGCCGCUCUUAUCGCAAAUUUUAUAACAAGAAAACAAACAGUAAUAUGCCACACCGCCCUGCUAUAAGCCCUUAUCGUUUGCGGUUUGUUGACAUCGGUUUACUUCUUUGUUUUCUUGCUUCCAUUCCCCAGACUACAGCCUACGGUCCUCAUCGAUCAAAUACCUCUCUCGUUACUGUGUGUGUAAUAAACAGCAGACAACCGCCA